UAAAUUCAAAACCGCCCAAUCUGGCAACACUGGUUAGAUCAGGUAUGCUGCAACCAGCAACACACACCCUUUGUCAACUUUAGACCGCUUUAUACAAAUAUUACCGGGUCUCAAAAACACGAGGUUAUAUUCAAUACAGGCGCAUAUACCGAUAUUUCAUCCUUUUGUAAGAAAAUUCUAUUCAAAAAGGAGCUGUUGUGUCUGGAUCAGCGAUAUGACUUCGGAUCUGCCAGUUCUCCUCGCAGCUGUGUCGGUACUGUCUGCUCUCCACAUGGGUUUUCAGGCAAGACGUGUGGGCUGGUCGAGGAUGAAGUAUAAAAUUAUACCCCCCAUUGUUACUGGACCACCUGAGUUUGAAAGGACAUUUCGUGCACACCAGAACAGUGUUGAGUUUUAUCCCAUUUUCUUGGUGCUAUUGUGGAUAUCUGGCAUCUUCUGCAAUGAAGUGUUUGCGGCUCUUGGAGGGCUUGUGUAUAUUGUGGGCAGAGAGAUGUACUUUACUGGCUACAUCAGUGAAUCCAAGAGAAGGUUGCCAGGGUUUUACUUGGUGUUGUGUGUCCUGCUAUUCCUAAUUGUGACGGCUGCCAUUGGAAUCUUUCAAGCAUUUUUGGACAAAUAUCUCUGAGGAUUUUAAUUCCUGUUAUCUAAAACUAUAGCAGUUCAUCAAACAUACAUGUAUAUUAGAGCUGCACAAUAUAUAGUUUCACCAUCCAUCAAUAUGACAAUGUGUGAGUCUGCAGUAGUCACAUCACAGGAUCUCCAAUGUUGAGUCGGGAUUCUAAUUAACCAGAAAACAGAACUAAGUUUAACCCGAAUAGAGUGAAAGAUUAUUUUAAUGUUUGUUACUAUGUAAGAUUUCAAGUGAAGUUAAACUAUUUGGGCACUAGAAAUAAUAAAAUAUGUAGCUUUA
Messenger RNA from Danio aesculapii, 910 nucleotides. RefSeq names its product microsomal glutathione S-transferase 2 (gene mgst2). The record is from RefSeq and is a predicted model, not a curated record. Gene Ontology annotation, cellular component: membrane; nuclear envelope; endoplasmic reticulum. The transcript is spliced from 5 exons. Bases 215 to 625 code for a protein of 136 amino acids. Gene Ontology annotation, molecular function: leukotriene-C4 synthase activity; glutathione transferase activity; enzyme activator activity. Gene Ontology annotation, biological process: leukotriene biosynthetic process. NCBI's taxonomy places the organism in Eukaryota, Metazoa, Chordata, Actinopteri, Cypriniformes, Danionidae.